Amoebophrya sp. A25 is the source of this 185-nucleotide messenger RNA. The record is from the annotation of a GenBank genome assembly. Lineage: Eukaryota; Dinophyceae; Syndiniales; Amoebophryaceae.
CGCUGUUCGCGCCUCUCUGGUCGGCAUUUUUCGGGCAGGGCGCGGAUGGAAAUGAUCCUGAGCAGGGAAGCAUGGCAUCUGAUGCCAACAUGCAAUACUAUGAGAGCUACAGGCAUUUGUACGACGCGACGACGCGGGUUCAGUUGAAGUCUAUCGAUGGUUACGAGGAUGUACUUUGUUCAUGG